This is a messenger RNA of Suillus plorans, 561 nucleotides long. RefSeq lists its product as uncharacterized. The record is from RefSeq and is a predicted model, not a curated record. Lineage: Eukaryota; Fungi; Basidiomycota; Agaricomycetes; Boletales; Suillaceae. The coding region runs from base 22 to 561 and encodes 179 amino acids. The transcript has 5 exons.
AACGAUGCGAUAGAGUGAACAAUGGCAAGUUAUAAAGUAUGCCAAUCGUACAGCUUUUUCGGACAUACAUAUAACGUACCUUCGAGGCUUCUAGUUCAAACCUUUAGGUCCCAAACUAUAAACCGUGGUCGCCAUGCUGAGUUAUUCGGAUCGCAGUUAAUAAUUAGGUUUAAAAACAAUCACCUUGGUCUCUGUUUCAAAUCGUUCUUUGCCCUCGAUUCCAACUGUUUAGCUUCCCCCUAUCCACAAUUCACAAUGCAGCUCACUCUUCUCGCAUCCCUUGCUGUCCUUUGUACCUCUGCUUUCGCUGCCCCUGUUGAGAGUCGCGAUAGUUCAGAGGUUGAGGUCCUCGCCUAUGUGGAGAACGUUUUGAACGAUGCAGAUAUCACCGUUGCCAAGUGUGAGGGCUUGGUUGACGUCAUCGUUGGUUUUCCAGACGUCGAGGAUGAUUUGAAUGACCUUGAUGUGAACGUUCUUACCAAGCGGCAGAUUUUGUCCAAUGUCAUUGCUGACGUCGAGGAUGAAUUGGAGACUAUUGAGGUGAAGUUUCUUGGCGACUGA